AUGGCGACGCUUUUAUUCGGGCUGGCGAGGGGGAUAUCCAAGACUGUCCACGAUUCACACAACCGAGACAACCACACCUCGAACACCCCGCGACAAACCACGAUUAUGACCCUACCACCCUCCCAGUCCAACCCUGAGUACGCUGCACCAGCACAUGUACCUCGAGACGAACCACCUCCGCCGUACACAGAAGUUGCACCUCCAGAGGCCCGGAUUCCUCAACCACAAACCCAAGCCCCUUCGCGAAUGCCAACUCAAAGACGAACACAACCGCAAUCGCAAGGGCCUUCGCAACCUCAACCAAUAAUCGGAACCCCAAACCAAGCGCAAACCCCAACACGAAAUCCAAGUCAAUCGCAACCACGACCAGAGCAACCGAAACGGGCUCCAAGUCAAUCACAACCCCCAACUCGAACCCAAUCACAAUCACAGCCCCAACGAUCUGCCUCUACGAUCCGCCACCGUGCAAUUAUUCCCUCCUAUCAACAACCCCCUUCUCAAGAACCAGCAGGCUACGUAGUCGUCGACGCAGUACCCGGCCUUGACGUCUGCGAUUGCGUUUACAAAGAUGGUUUCGGACUGGCUCCGAAGUGUCGAAGAUGUGAAAGGCAAGCGAGGAGGGGCCACCAGGGUACCGGGGGAAGGAGAAGGAGGAGGCAGCGAGAUGGGCCUACAUAUGCGAUUGUUGAUGAGAUGAGGAGGUGA
Hyaloscypha bicolor E is the source of this 705-nucleotide messenger RNA. RefSeq lists its product as uncharacterized. The transcript has a single exon. The record is from RefSeq and is a predicted model, not a curated record. Bases 1 to 705 code for a protein of 234 amino acids. Lineage: Eukaryota; Fungi; Ascomycota; Leotiomycetes; Helotiales; Hyaloscyphaceae.